CCUCGGCAGGUGGGGGCAUAGACUUCCGCAGCAGUGACUCGAGAGGGCUCAUUUGCCAGGAGGGUUUCGCGUGAGGAGGCAGAGAGAAGGAGCAGAGCUAGCAAUGAGAGGAGAGGAUAGCGGAGCCCCCCGUUCUGAAUGUUGUGGGUGUGUUUGUUGACGCAAGUUUAGCGUAGACGGGUUUUCAUCACAAGAUUGAGCAGGUGCAUUGGCAAGAACUGAGCAGUGGGCCAGGAAGUUUUUGAGCUCUAGUCAGGAGGAGCUGUGGCGUUGGUGGUUCUUCUUGUCUUGUUCCGAAGCCCUGACACACAUGGUUCUCUAGUCGGACUACGGACGCACUCGUUGGAUCAGCAGCUUUGAAGCCACACACACAGAGCACAUGCUGAAUAUUGUGACUCGGAUAUCGUGAACAACUGCGUGAGUGAGGUUUUAGAGCAGUUUGAUGUUAUCUUCCGGGCAUCGAAAUUGGGGACAAGUCAAAUUUUUGGCAACGAUUUAAGUAUCGAGUGCUGCAUCAAGUGGCAAUUUGGAUCACCUAACUUACUUUGGAGGAGGAGGGUAAUGGACAUGGAUAUUUUGAAGGAUAUGGAGAUUUUAACAACAAUAAAGGCUAUGGAAUUGGAGCUUAAUAACAUUGAGGUUAUGGGAGAUGAACAAUUCAAUGCAAAUCAAUGCAAGAAUUUAUUGGAAAACUUUAAAAAAGGUUUGCAAGAAAUUGAAGCUAUAGUUGGAGCACAUGUGCAUAAAUUACAACCAAUAUUAGAGGACUUGUCUCGAAUUAUUGUGAAAGUAAAGAAGGUGAUAAAGAAUUGUUUAGGAGAUUGGAGAAAAGUGAUAUUGAUGCAAAGAUCUAGUCAAGAGACAUUUAGGGAAUUGCUCUUGGAAUUACAAUGGUUUUACAACAUAAUUUAUGAAAUUUUUGAUGAAAGAAGAUUAUGUCAAAAGAUGGAGGUUGAAGGGUGCAACAAAUUCGAACCAUGUGGUUUAAAAGAUGUUGCAAAAGAUGAAAGAUUAUUAUUUCAAAAGUUAAACAAUAUUGUUGAGAAUGUAUCCAAUAAUUCUAAUGCUUUCAAAUUGAUUAACUAUAUAGUAGAAUGGCAAUCUUGCAUUCAUAAGUUUGAAUGUGGAGCAGAAGAGUUUAUGGCUUUUCCUACAAAUUUUCCUGAACCAGAUUACAAAGAAUAUUCUCAAAAAUUGCAAGAAAGCAUGGGAAUGGUUGUAUAUGUGACAACAUGGUUGGACUUUGAGAGUAUUACAAAGAUUAUAUCUUUUGGAAGUAUUGAAGCAAAAAAUAUACUUGAAAAAGAAGCACAUAUUUUAUCACGUUUGAAUCAUCCAAAUAUUAUCAAGGUAUUUUAUUGUGCUAGUAAAAUUCAUUCAAACCAUCGUGGAGAAAUUAUAAUUGGUAUGGAAAAAGGUGAUAUGAGCUUAUCUAAAUUAUUAUAUGAAAAUCAUCAUUUGCAAAUGUCUUUUCUACACAAAGUUGAUGUAAUGAUUCAAAUUGCUAAUGCAAUGUUUUAUCUUCAUGACAUGAAGGUGGCUCAUCGUGAUUUAAAGCCUCAAAAUGUUGUAAUUAUGAAUCUUGAGAUGGAAGAAAUUAAAAAAACUGGUUACAUACAUGUGAAAUUGAUAGACUUUGGAAUAUCCAAAGUUGAAGUAAAUGGUGAUGAAAAACCCACAAAUCAAAGAAUAUAUGAAACAACUCGUUACAUGGCUCCUGAAGCAAGAUAUCCUCUAAACCAAUUGAAUCCAUUCAAAGCAGAUGUUUUUAGUUUUGGCAUUCUUUGUUGUGAUAUUUUGACAAGUAUUGAAAACGAAUGGGACUAUAAAGACUCUUCUAUUUAUGUAAAGAAGAGAUUAGAAAGCUUAUAUAAAUUCAAUCAUAGACUUCAAUUGUUGAUCAAAGAAUGUUUGGAUAUAAAAAAUCCUUCAAAAAGGCCUUCAUUUCUAGAAAUUGUGAAGAGCUUGAUGGAAGUGAAGAAACAAUUUUUUGAAGAUGAACUUACAAAGAAUGAAAAGAUGAUAUCCAACAAUAUUUCAUUUACAAAGAAUCUCAAGCGAAAAUUACAAGAUUGGACCAUAAAUUUUUGUAAGAAAUUUGCUAAAUACAAACACACAAAUAACAAUGAAAUGAAUAAUAAGUAUAAAAAUAUAUCUAAGGAUUCAUCAAAUAUUUAUGAUUCAAAUAUUAGCAAGUAUUUUCAUAAAAUGAAAAAAGAUUCAAAUCUUGAAUCAAAAUUUGUGGAAUUAGAAAAGCUACUUCUUAAAAACCACAUGGUAGGUAUAGUUGGUAUGGCUGGCAUAGGCAAGUCUACAUUGGUGAAGGCUUUUAAAGAAUACAUUGAUAAAAAAUUAUCCAACAAAUCAAUGUUUUUACCAAAUAAAAAUAAUAAUACCAAAGAAUUUUCUUUUGAAAAUACAACUCUUUUACAUGGUACAAUCCUAUGGAACCUAAAAAAUGACUAUUUAAUGGAGUUAAGUAAAACUUUACAAUUUUUAGACAACAAAUGCAAAGCUAUGAAUCUUGAAGAAGGAAAACAAAUAUUAAUUAAAAAGCUUCAAGAAAAAAGACUUCUUAUCAUCUUUGAUGAUGUUUUGAAACAUGAAGAUAUGAAGAAAGUAGUGGAUAUAGCAAUGUUAGGUAUACCAAGAAGUAAAUUUAUAGUCAUUAGUCGUGAAUGGAAUAUAUUAAAAAAAUUUAUAAGUGAAUCAGGAAAAAUAGAAUUGAGUCCGCUUGAUGAAAGUACAAGUAUGAAAAUACUUCUUGAGAAUAUUUUUAAAGAUGGACCCUUUUAUAUGCCACAUUUAUAUGAAUUCUCUACAGAAAUAUCCAAAGCUUGUGAUGGACAUUCUUUAAGUUUAGAAUUUGUAGGUUCUUCUUUAAAAGGACAAACAAGACUUCGUGUAUGGGAGCAAACUUUGCAUAGACUAAAAAGAGCUAAUAUAUAUGUAGAUGGUGAAGACCUUUUGGCAAGACUAAAGCCUAGUUUUGAUGACCUUGGAGAAGAAGAAAAGAUAAUAUUUUUGGAUUUAACAUGUUUUUUUUGUAAAGAUACAUGGCUUGAAGACAUUCAUGAAGGUGAAAUUUUUCAAUUUUAUGAAGAUAAAUUUAAAAAUUGUAAAAAAAUAAUUACAACUUUAAAAGAUAAAUUAUUUAUUAAAGUAGAUAUAUUUGGAAUGGUAACCAUUCAUGACUUACUACGAGAUAUGGGACGUAAAAUUUCUAGAAAAAAUUGCAAUGAAAUUCGAAAAUGGAAUGAAAGUUGUACAUUAUUUGUUGAUUUUGAAUCAAAGGAUAAUUCAAAUAUAAGAGGCAUUUGUUUUACAAGUUGUCAAAGCCAUUUGAAACCAUAUGGUAGUAUAAAGAUUGAAUUACCUUAUCUUUGUUUAUUGAGUUUUAUGGCAUGUACAAAUACAAACAUGUUAACUUCAAUUAUAAAACAAUCUAAUCAGCUUAAGUGGUUAAAACUUUAUUUCUUUGGAUUAGAGAAUACAAUAAUAUUAAAAUAUGAUAUUGAAAUUGUUUCACAUCUUAUACACGAAAAUUAUCUAAAAAAUCUUGUCAUAUUAGAGAUAAUUGGCUUAACAAGUCUAACAUCAUUUUCAUUUGAUGCAACAAGUAUGAAGUUUUUAAAAACUUUGAGUCUUAAUUACUGUUUCCAACUUAUAAGUUUAAACAUUUGUAAAGAAAAAUACACAAUUUUAAAUACACUUAAUUUAAGAGGAUGUUCAAAGUUAAAGGAUGUUACAAAUAUACUUUCUACUAUAAAAACAUUGACGUAUUUGGAUUUACAAAAUUGUGAGGAUAUGGAAAAAAUAGGUGAUAAAGUACAUUUAGCAUCAUCUUUAAUUUUAAUAGACUUGACAAAUUGCCUUAAUUUAUACAAAGUAAAUAAGCAAUUUGCUAAUCUUGUAUCUCUUAAGAAAUUACUUCUUAAAGAUUGUAGCAAUUUGAAGAAGAUUCAUGCAACAUUUGAUGGUAUGACCAACUUAAAGAUAUUAUGGUUUGAAGGGUGUGAGAUGUUGGAAGAUAUGCCUAUAGGAUUGAAGCAUCUUUCAUCUUUGCAAGAAUUAUCACUUAGAAGUUGUAAAAAAAUGGAGAUUAAAGGUGAUACCUUCAAUGCAUUAACAUCUUUGACCUACUUGGAUUUAUGUGGUUGCAUUAAAGUGGAAACAAUACAUCAUGGAUUUGCUAAUCUUGUAUCUCUUGAGAAAUUAUUUCUUCAAGAUUGUAACAAUUUGAAAAAGAUUCAUGCAACAUUUGAUGGUAUGACUAAUUUAAAGAUAUUAUGGUUUGAAGGGUGUGAGAUAUUAGAAGAUAUGCCUAAAGGAUUGAAGCAUCUUUCAUCUUUGCAAGAAUUAUCACUUAGAAGUUGUAAAAAGAUGGAGAUUGAAGAUGAUACCUUUAAUACAUUAACAUCUUUGAACUGCUUGGAUUUAAGUGGUUGCAUUAAAGUGGAAACAAUACAUUAUGGAUUUGCUAAUCUUGUAUUUCUUGAGAGAUUAUUUCUUAAAGAUUGUACCAAUUUAAAAAAGAUUCAUGCAACAUUUGAUGGUAUGACCAAUUUAAAGAUAUUAUGGUUUGAAGGAUGUGAGAUGUUGGAAGAUAUGCCUAUAGGAUUGAAGCAUCUUUCAUCUUUGCAAAAAUUAUCACUUAGAAGUUGUAAAAAGAUGGAGAUUGAAGAUGAUACCUUUAAUGCAUUAACAUCUUUGAUCUACUUGGAUUUAAGUGGUUGCAUUAAAGUGGAAACAAUACAUUAUGGAUUUACUAAUUUUGUAUGUCUUGAGAGAUUAUUUCUUAAAGAUUGCACCAAUUUGAAAAAGAUCCAUGCCACAUUUGAUGCUAUGACCAACUUGAAUCUAUUGACAUUUGAAGGAUGUGAAAAGUUAGAAGAUAUGCCUUUGGGAUUCAAGCAUCUCUCAUCUUUCUAAAUAUUGUCAAUUGGUAGUUUUAAAAAGAUGUAGAUUAAAGGUGAUUGAUACCUUUAAUAUAUUAACAUCUUUGAUGACAUAGGAAUUAAGUAAUUAUAUGAAUAUGGAGUUAGUACAUAAUAGAUUUGCUAAUCUUUUAUCUCUUCAAAAUUUAUUUUUUGAAGAUUACACUAAUUUAAAGAAGAUUCAUAUUGAGUUCGAUAAUAUGUCAAAUUUAAUGGUAUUUUGAUUUGAGAAAUAUGAGAAGUUGAAAGACAUACAUAUAGAAUAGAAGCAUCUUUCAUCUUUGCAAGAUCUAUUACUUAGAAGUUUUAUAAAGAUGUAUAUUAGAAGUGAUAUCUUUAGUGCAUUAAUAUCUAUGAUAUACUUGGGUUUUAAUGGUUCUAUUAUUUUAGGUAUAAUUCACAAUGAAUCUUUAUUUUUUUAGGUACUCAAGAUACAAAUAUGUUUUAAUAUUAUAUUAAUGAUUUGAAAAUUUAUCAUGA
Physcomitrium patens is the source of this 5417-nucleotide messenger RNA. RefSeq lists its product as uncharacterized. Gene Ontology annotation, biological process: protein phosphorylation. The record is from RefSeq and is a predicted model, not a curated record. Gene Ontology annotation, molecular function: ATP hydrolysis activity; ATP binding; protein binding. NCBI's taxonomy places the organism in Eukaryota, Viridiplantae, Streptophyta, Bryopsida, Funariales, Funariaceae.